This is a messenger RNA of Prorocentrum cordatum, 1023 nucleotides long. NCBI's taxonomy places the organism in Eukaryota, Dinophyceae, Prorocentrales, Prorocentraceae. The record is from the annotation of a GenBank genome assembly.
GAUGAAUCCGUAUCCGAUGCCCCCACCGUACGUUUGGCUCAAGCGAUCGCAAGGUGCCGCCUCGCGUCCUCUUCGGUGCGCGAUGGCGGAGCCUAGAGGAGCUCCACCCGCCAGCGCUGCCGCCGCCUUGAUGGCUGCAGCCGUGCGCGCGGCGGUGCAGGCUCAUGCGCCUCGCCGCACCGUGGCCGCCAUCGCGCGCUCGGUCGCCUCCGCCUCCCUGCUCGCGAUGGCGUCGCGGCCUGAGGCGAGCGCUGGCGAGGCCGACGGCGGCGAGGACAAGGGCAAGGACAAGGGCAUCGGAGGGCAAGGGCCUCGGCGAGGUUCUCUGGAGGCGCCGCCGACGCCAGCGGCUGGCGGGGGCGAAGCGGGCGGCCGCUGCGGCGGACGCCAUGGACGAAGACGAGUUCAACGACGAGCCGGCUGAUGAUGGCCUGCGGCGUGAUGCGGCCCUGGCACCUGCGGCAGCCUUGCUGCCGGGGUGCGGUGCCGUCGGCGCGUGCGGCACUGAUGCUCCUCUCGCUGGAGAACCUCUUGGAGGGGCGGCCUCAGCGGAGCCUGCCUCUGCUCCUGCGGCUUCGGCGGCGGCGGCGGCGGCGGCAGGCGGAGCUCAUGCUGCCUCGGAGCAGCCGUCGGUGGAAGCGGCGCAUCGGUUCGCCGCCUUGGUGGAGGCGGCGCGUCGCGAGGGCGCGCUCGAGGCGGUUGUCCAGGCGCUGGCCGCCAAGCUGGGUCUGCCGCCCGGGUGGGGCCUGGAGCUGGGGACCCCUGCGGGCUGGCGGCGCGGGGCGGGCGGCCAGCGCGAAGCGGGCGCUCCUCCUCGACUAGCGAGCUGGCGCGGAUUUCCCGUUUGGGCGGCUGCUCCCUGGCCAGUUUCCCUGAGCCUUUGAAGUCCGCGCGUGGCACGGGCGCGCUUGCGCGCCCUCGAAGUGAGAAACUAUGCCUCCACCGCAUUGCAUUGUGGAUGUGCGAGGUACGCUGUGGAAUCGUGCGAGCGCGGGGGACAAGCGCACUCUGUGAGAGUCCGAG